GCGAGGUGGCAGGAAGGAGGUGUUAUUUGGGAGGUAGUGAGCAGGCUAGCUCAGUAAGCAGAGGAGAUAUACAAUAGGAAAACAACCGGGUGAUUUUAAUGCUUCAGCAGAUCAAGUCUUUAUGAUUUCUCUUGUCAGGAGAUUUAAUUCUUUACGCACCGGCUGCGGUGGAGUUGAACCCCGGACCACGAUAUUCAUUCAGGAUUGUUUUUUCCAGAGCCGGACUCGGUGCAUUACGGUGACACUGUGGGAUCGCUCCGGUGAUUCGGAGAGACUGACAGAUGUGUGAGAGCACAGAGAUUCGCCGCCGUCCCUCAGUGGAGAACUGAAUUCUGGGAGCGUGAGUGCAGACGUGUGUUCUGGAGAACAUGCUGGACUCAGAGGAAGGAGUGGUGCAGGAAUGGCUCUCAGAAUUCAAGACCCUACCUGAAACGCAGGUGCCCAGCUACGCAGGCAGCCUCCACCUGAAGAAGUCGCUGGUGCCUGCCCUGUACAGAGUCAUCCAGGACCCCAGCAACGAGCUGCUGGAGCCUGUGUGCCACCAGCUGUUUGAGCUGUACCGCAGCUCUGAGGACCAGCUGCGCCGCUUCACCCUGCAGUUCCUGCCAGAGCUGGUGUGGGUGUACCUGCGCAUCACCGCCAGCAGGGACCGCCAGAGCAACGGCUGCAUCGAGGCCCUGCUGCUCGGCAUUUACAACCUGGAGAUUGUGGACAAAGAGGGAAACUGCAAGCAGCUCUCAUUCACAAUCCCCUCACUGUCCAAAUCGUCAAUUUAUCAUGAGCCGUCCAACCUGGGCUGCAUAGCUCUGACAGAGGGGGCACUCAGCCACCACGACCUCAUCAAGGUGGUGUACAGCGGCCUGCACUCCCAGAGAGAGACAUUCACUGCCCAGAACAGGUUCCAGGUGCUGUGUUUCCUCAUGCUGUGCUAUAACUCCGCUGUGGUGUACUUGCCCACGUCCUCCUACCAAUCAGCCUGCAGGAUGAGCUCACGGUUGUGUGUGUGUGGGUUUCCACGGCAGCAGCAGAAGGCGUGGAGAGAGCCGUGUAAUCGUGUGGUGCUGGAUCCCGAGUUCAUGGUACAGAUGCUCACAGCUGUAUACCACGCCAUAUACAAUGGUGAGUGGGAUCUGGGCCGGGAGGCUUUGGAUGACAUCCAGUACAGGGCCCAGCUGGAGCUGUACUCCCAGCCUCUCCUGGUGGCGAAUGCCAUGAAGAGCUCCCUUCCCACCAGCGCCCCAGAGGGGUGUCAGGGUCGCAAGAUCCUGCAGGUCGAGGUGACACCCACUGCCACCCGAAUCUCCCAAUCAGCUGUCACCGCCGCCUCCAUACGCCGCCUCCGCUGGAAAAGAGAGGAUUGUUUUGACUUCUCAACUGAUGCAGAGUUCAGCCUCACCAUCACCCCCUGCGGCCACGCCCCCUGGGACCCAUCAGCCAGUCCGGAGCAAGGAGGGCAGGGUCAGUGCAUCUCUCCUGAGGAUGCAGACGGUAUGAGUGGGGGAGAGGACUCCUUUAACCUUAAUGACCCGGAUGAGGGCUUCUCCUCUGGAGCCUCCAACAGCAGCCAGCCCAGUGGGGGUGUGGCCGGGGGCGUGGCCCAGCGGAGCAGCAGCCUGAAGAAGGUCAUGUCGGGGCGCCAGUCGCGGGACCGGGAGCGUGAGUGGGAGACGGCGGCCGGGAAACGCAGAGACCUGUCGGUGGAUGCGCAGGUGCGGCUGCGCAGACAGCACCUGCAGCAGCAGCUGGCCCCGCCCCCCACUGUGGCGCUGUGCUUCCCCGCGGGGCAGGCGCUCGUCAGGACGGCCAGCACCUCGUCCAGUCCCAGCAGCAGCGGGACACACCACCUCUCCGCUGCCAGCCUGCAGGACGACCACCUGGGCCGGGCCGCCGACGCCCCAGACCUGCUGUCCCCUGGGUCACCCCUCUCCCGAGAGUCCCGCUCCCCCAGCUUCAACAUGCAGAUCAUAUCACAGGUGUAG
Molecule: messenger RNA, 1979 nt
Organism: Megalops cyprinoides (Indo-Pacific tarpon)
Lineage: Eukaryota; Metazoa; Chordata; Actinopteri; Elopiformes; Megalopidae
Product: protein FAM126B-like
Exons: 13
Coding region: 369-1979 (536 amino acids)
Biological process (GO): protein localization to plasma membrane; phosphatidylinositol phosphate biosynthetic process
Cellular component (GO): plasma membrane
Source: RefSeq, a predicted model, not a curated record